UUAACCGCGCUGGUUUGUCGUGUUGAUUAACUCAUUGAAACUGACCAAACAGUGAGGUCUGGAACGCGCUCGUAUAAAGAGAGCCCGGCCGGAGGACACUGAGUUCAUACCGGGGGUUUACAGCAAUGGGUUCUUCGGUGAAAGGCAGCGGUCCCGUCACUACACACGUGCUGAACCUCGGGGACGGGGCCCCGGCUGCCAGAAUGGCCCUCAGUCUGCACCGCCUGGACCCCUGCAUGGCCAUCUGGAGCCUCGUAACUGUUGGGAACACCGACGAGGAUGGACGCUGUCCGGGACUGAUAACCGGCGAGGGCUUCGCUCCGGGAAUGUACAAGAUCCGCUUUGAGACGGGCCAGUACUGGGAGAGUUUGGGACAGUCCAGCUUUUACCCGUAUGUCGAGAUCGUCUUCUCCGUUAGCGAUGCUGAUCAGAGCUGCCACGUGCCCCUGCUGGUCAGCAGACACUCAUACAGCACCUACAGAGGGAGCUAGUGAACACGGCGAAACGCAAACACUGGAUGUUUUAUGUACAGGUCUGAUGGGAUUCUGUACAGGUUAGAUUCAAGAUGGAUAUACGAUUUAUGGAGCUUGAAAAUAAUGGCCGCCAUCCACCAGCUUUGAAGUCAUACACACCUCGGAUGGCUUGGGGGUGAGUCAAUCAUGGGGUCAUUUUGAUUUAAUUUUUGGGUGAACCAUUCCUUUAACCGUGAGAGUAAACUGUGCAUCAGUGAAACAAAUGACUUUUGAGCCUUUCGCUGCUGCAAGGUUUCGCGCCGCGCUUUUGUAGUCUUUGUAGCAUCCAUAAAUGAGACGGUCCACAUGUCAUUUGAAUAAGCUUCACCUUGUUGUCCUGGGUAAUUUGAAAUUGUACUGACCAAUGAGCAUUGACGAAUCAUGUAACGUGCCCAUUCUGAAAUGCAAUGCAUGGAUUUGUAAUUAAA
This is a messenger RNA of Puntigrus tetrazona (Sumatra barb), 940 nucleotides long. RefSeq names its product urate (5-hydroxyiso-) hydrolase b (gene urahb). NCBI's taxonomy places the organism in Eukaryota, Metazoa, Chordata, Actinopteri, Cypriniformes, Cyprinidae. Bases 126 to 491 code for a protein of 121 amino acids. The record is from RefSeq and is a predicted model, not a curated record. The transcript is spliced from 4 exons. Gene Ontology annotation, biological process: purine nucleobase metabolic process. Gene Ontology annotation, molecular function: hydroxyisourate hydrolase activity.